This is a messenger RNA of Closterium sp. Yama58-4, 4056 nucleotides long. The record is from the annotation of a GenBank genome assembly. Lineage: Eukaryota; Viridiplantae; Streptophyta; Zygnematophyceae; Desmidiales; Closteriaceae.
AUGGCUGAAAUGGCCAUGCUACUGGCUCAGAUAAAGGCUCAUCCAGACGACGUGUACUGCUUCGUUGAGGAGCCUCUCUUACCCACCAGGCUCCCCUUCCUUCACUCCGAGAAUGGACACGAUGAUCUGCUGCCCGGCUGGCGCAUCAAUGUCUGCUUCCUGUUCAAUGCAACGGGGACAAUCAUGUGUCCGCCUCUUCUGAUAUUCCGCGCUGACGACGCGCGGGCACAAGGCCUUGAAAUACCCCAGGAUUUUACCGUGUUCGUGCGUCACAGCGUGGACGGGUUCGUCACGCCCGAGAACCUGAGCAACCUCCGAAUCAUCCACAUGCAGGGUCCUAAAGCGCCUGGGUGCAUCCAUCCCGGCGUGUGCGUGGUGGUAGAGCUGUGGAAGACGCUGUACCGUGCCUCAUACCUUCGCCAUUUGAUGAUGACACAAGCAUGGCGCGACGGGGCAUUGUUCCGAUACGCCCCUCCCCUGUCCAUCAUGGUGGACUGGAUGGGUACAAGGUGGAGGGACUUGACUCCGGUUUCGGACCAUCUCAGCUGGUGGCGCGCCGGCUGUGUGCCGGCAUCAUGGCGGUCGUCUGUGAGAGAGUUCAAAAACCCCGUUCUCUGUGUCCUGUCCGAACCGCUUGUUCAGGAACUGGGACAGCUGCAGUACAUCAUUGACGAGUUCGCACGGCCAGGCCACACGCUCAUGCAUGCCACUGAUUAUGCGCACUGCGAGCUGACCAUUCUCCCGCCACGCGUGCAGCGCACAAUGAACGACAGCCCACGCGCCGAAGACGGCCGCGAGAUAGCACUGCACACGCAGCCAGGGCCGCUACUGAAUGACCAUCGUUGUCGCAGGCGGGUGGCGCGCGUCGUCACUGAAUACCUUGUCCGUCAGGCACUAAAGCUCGGCAUUGAUGUGCGGGACGCGCCCGAGCGGUUUGGCGCGUCGAACGAUCUGGUCUUCAGUCGUCUGCGUCGGACGCCAACCAAGCAUCCCCGUCCCUCAACUCGGGACAGCGUGUCCUGCGCGGUCAGUGCCCUGACCACUCUGUCUACGGAGCAGGAUCGCCGUAAGCGCAAGGGGAAGCAGGAGUUGCCCCGCCCCCGUAAGGUGACAUCGGCGGGCAGCGGUGUGAGGGGCGCAGACGAGGUGCCGCCUCCGCCAAGCGACGAUGUGAUUGCCUGUCUUCAAAGGCCCAGCUAUCAGCGCGAUUUCCAGCCGUUGGCGCUUUACGGACCCCAUGGAGUGGGGUGUCAACUGCCAGCACAGGACGUCCUGACGCUCGCCGACGGACAGUGUCUGGCGGACACAGUGGUGGACUUCCACAACAUGUACCCGAAGCUGGAAGGUGGCAAAACAUGGUUUGCUCUGGACACGAAGGCGUUUACGUUCGCGAAAGACCUGAACAGGGCAUGGCCCCUUGGACAUGCGCCGUGUAUUUUCGCACAGGACUACCUCGCCAUCCCAGUGUACUACGAGGGCCACUACUCGCUGGUCAUAGCGACGAACCUCCGCACCAUGGUCAGCGGGAAGCUAUCCGAGACUGCCGAGGGCGGCGUCGAGCUGGUGCAUUACGAUAGUGCACAGUUGCACACUAAUAAGCCAGAAGUGAUGGAGGGCGUCAAGAGCAUGCUGCUCCUUCUUCACAAAGCUCAGCUGCCCACUGCCGACCGGAAGCAGGCGGAGGACCAUGUGAAGUAUGCCGAAGUCUACGUAAUGCAUAAGCUGUUUGGGGAGGGUGUGGAGGUUCCCGUGCAGCCUCUUCCCCAGGUGGGAGAACACGGCGCCCUCGUCUUUCCCAAGGAGGACGAAGUCCGCACGGACCUCGCGAGGCAGUCAGGCAUGAUAGCCCGUAUGGAGAUAGGGGGUUACGUUGUGUGUGCGGCUGUCAUGGUCCUGGCACGUUCGCUAGGCAUUUCGGAGGAACAACUGCUGAGUGGAGCGGCACACGAGCUUCAGGCACACGGGACGCCUCUGCUGGCUCUGUCCACGUCCAAGAACCCCGUGGAGCACGCAGCAUCUAUGCGGACGCUCGGCAUGUCCAUCCAUCCGGCUCCAUGUCCGCUUCCGCAGCCAUCGGUCCCGUCUGCGCAUUUCGAAGGGGCGUCACCCAGUAAUGGUGAGCCCACACCUGCGGAUGUCAGGCCCAAGAAGGAGAAGCAGGAUCUCCCAGCCGCUCCAAUGACUCCGGCACCACAGCCGAUGGUCUCGCGCUCUGCCAGGUAUCGCCUCCGUCCGGGGAUCAGGACUGCAGGACGGCCCGUGCGUCAGACCAGCAUGCUUACCGUGUACGGUGGGCGGCCUGCAUCGAGCCGCUGGACAGGUGUGAGUUGGUGCGCACGCGGCCGAAAGUGGGGUGUCAAGAUGGUGUGCGGCCCAGGCACAGGUCAGCAGAUUCGGCUGGGCGCCUAUACUGUGGAGCUCGAUGCGGCGUAUGCGUAUGCCGCGGCAGCCUUUGUAAUCAGGCGUAAUGACCACAUCCAGCACGUGAAGGAGCUGACGGACGAGGAGAAGGAGUGCCUGGAGGGGUGUGUUCGCGACGACGUGCGUCAUCUGGUCAAGGCACGGAUGUGGUGGAGGUGGCGUCAGUGGAGGACAGCGCUGGCAGAGCUGGGCAUCGAGCCUGGUACUCCAUUCCCACUGGAAAACAGUGGCACGCGGUCGCCGGACAACAGCAGCAGCGAUGAAGACGUGCAAGUCAGGAUGGGUCAUGGUGUUGAGACGGUUGACGGAACAGCUGCUUCCAGCGGAAAGGCUGGUUGCAGGCGCAAACGUCCUGUUCAAGAAGUGGUCGAGGGCUCUGCACGAGUGGACGGGGAACCUGACGCAACUCCGGCGCCAUCAUCGGACGACGAUCCAGACGUCGCUCUCCCCAGACGUAACCCAGUCCACGCUCAAGACGAGGAUGGUGCGGAAGCGGAGAACAAUGCUGAUGCCGACGCAGAAGAGGAUGACGCCGGCGCGAGGCGUGAUCCCAAUGACGCACCGGUCACUCGUGAGGAGCUGCAGAGCAUGAGGGAGCUCCAUGAGGAGACGGCACGUGCGAUUGCAAGGUUGGAGACGGCGUUCAUUGCGAAGCCCAAAGAAGACGGCAGUGCUAAGAAGAGGAGGCGCAAGCGCGGCUCCGGCAAGGAAAGGCGCCGGAAGGCGCGGCGGGCACGCUCCACGUCAGAGACGGCGUCCGAUGAGGAGGGGGGGUUCGACGACGAGGACGAGGGCCACCUUCGUCACUUCCCAUCUGCCAUUAUGCAGGAGGCGCUUGACCUACUCCCGACCGACAAAGGCUGGAAGGAAUUAUGUGAGCAGGCGCGCACCGAGCUGUUCGUUCGGCGCUCCAACGCACAGCUGACGUUCUACCCAAGCAGAGCCGCCAAAACUUGGGCCAUCUGUGCAGUCGUGGAUAACCUGACGGAAAGCUAUGCAAGCGUGGCUCUCGCGGCGUGCAAGGCACGUCGGGUCGACCUGAACAGGUCGUGCAGCGACUGGAAGACAGCGGCGGCAGGGAGAGUCCGAGACAUCGGGCUGCCGAAGAUUGGACUUUUUCGCCACGAACGAGACAUGAAGAGUCCAUGGGCGACCAAGGCGAGGCGCACCCUCUCCCGGAUCCGAGAUAGGGUCGGCCUUGGCGACGUUCCGGCGGGAAAGCUGCGGCUGUCUAGCUGGAGUUGCUCCCGUGAAGGGAUGCCUUUCGCGUCUGGGGCGUUUACGGCUUGCGCGCGUGCGGUGUUCAAGCCAAGGAUGGUCAACGGGACUGUGACACUGAAGCUCUACCACGUGGCAUGGCUGGAGCACGUGAUGCGGUCAAUCACUGGGAGGAGCGCCAGGGUCGCUUCGCCAACCCAAUCCGCGAGCACCAACGCGCAGAUAGUGGACGGCCUCCACGUCCUUGUCAAGGCUGCUGUUAGGGCCGCCAUCGCGGAUUUCCGACCAGCAUAUGACGAGGCGUCCCAGAGCUGGGAGUGGGGACGCCAUGGUCUCCGCAUCUCGGCCGACGGCAUCGCCGCCGUCGAAGCAGUGACCGCAGAGGCAAGCGUCAGACGCGGUACUCCGCAGGCCUAA